Molecule: messenger RNA, 534 nt
Organism: Meloidogyne enterolobii
Lineage: Eukaryota; Metazoa; Nematoda; Chromadorea; Rhabditida; Meloidogynidae
Source: the annotation of a GenBank genome assembly
AUGCUUCUUAAUUAUGACAAACAUUCAAUUGAAACUCUUUGCACUUUGGGGAAAGAAUUAAUUUUGGAAUUAAUGACGAGAAUGUUUACUAUUGUCAGCACAUUAAAAUUAAAUAUAAAAGGAGAUAAAUCUUUACCAAAAAACGAUAAUAAUAAUGUUGACAAUGUUCGUCUUCAAUUGGAAUAUUCUCGUCUUAUAUUUAUGGCUUUGACUGAGAUCCGUCUUCGAAUUGAUUUAAAAUUAUUUAAAGAAUUAAAGACUGGCGAAACAUUAAAAACCUGUAGGCCUUCAGACAAGGAUUUAAUUGAAUUACUUUCCAAUCCAAACCCCUUAGAAGAAGAUUCACAAAAAUUGGAAAUGUCCAAACAAUUCGAAAAAAAUCGUCAAAAAUUAUUAAAAAUAAAUUGUGAAAUGAAAAAAUUGGAGUGGAUAUCAAUUAAUUCUGACCCGUCAAUAUUUACAAUUAUUGGAAAUGAAAGUAAUGAACAGAAGAAAAUGUUAAAUGAGGAAAGGGCUAAAAGUAGACAAAGUUGA